Messenger RNA from Panicum hallii, 2707 nucleotides. Its product is annotated as 65-kDa microtubule-associated protein 6-like. The transcript is spliced from 12 exons. Gene Ontology annotation, cellular component: cytoplasm; spindle. Gene Ontology annotation, molecular function: microtubule binding. The record is from RefSeq and is a predicted model, not a curated record. Gene Ontology annotation, biological process: microtubule cytoskeleton organization. Bases 579 to 2369 code for a protein of 596 amino acids. Lineage: Eukaryota; Viridiplantae; Streptophyta; Magnoliopsida; Poales; Poaceae.
UACCCUCCACCACCUCUUAUUCUCUUCUCAGUUCUCAGUGCUAUGGCUCACUCCCAACCUGCACCAACAUAAAGAAGUAAAGAGCCUCCCUAACCACCUAGCACCAGCGAGAAUAGGGAGAAAGAGAGCCUGCAAAAUUCUCAUACAGAUACACAGUCUCUCUCUCUCUCUCAACCUUCUCUUCCUCCAUUCCACCAUUUCUCCCACCUCUGAUCCGUUCAUGUAGCAACCAGAAAAGCAGCAAAAAGGAGGCGGAGAUGGCUUAAUUGCCGCUUAAAACUCCCAAAACCACCAUGAAAAAGAGCUUCUUUGGCCCCUAGGUUGCUGGCAUUUCGUGUCUCUUUUUCCGUCACCUGCUCGUAUUGCUUUCUCUCAUCCCAAGGCGACGAGGGAAUAGGAAGCUAGAAAGCUCACCUGCAGCUUUGCUCAUGGCCUAGCUCAGGCCGUAGCUGAACGCCUAUGUGUCAGGGAGCCUGAAUCCUGUCCGGUCCUUUCACUUCUUCCUCCUCGCUCUUCCUUGUGGUGUCUUGCUGGUCUCUGGAGAGUGGAGAGCGGAAGUCUCCAGCGCUUGGUCUUCAAUGGUGGGCGUAGGCGCUGGCCUGGGCUUGGUCAUGGAAGGUACCAGCUGUGGUGCUCUGCUCAAGGAGCUUCAGCAAAUUUGGGCAGAGGUAGGAGAAAGUGAGGUUGAGAAAAACAAGGUGUUGCUGGACAUCGAAAGAGAGUGCUUGGAAGUCUACCGCAGGAAGGUGGACGAUGCCAAUCGGGCUAGGGUCCAGCUGCACCAGUCAGUGGCUGCCAAAGAGGCUGAAGUUGCAUCUCUGAUGGCAACUCUAGGGGAGCACAAGCUGUACAUGAAGAAAGACAAGGGCAUUGUAUCGCUCAAGGAACAACUCGCCGCUGUCGUUCCAGUAUUGGAGAACUUGAAAUGCGAGAAAGAGGAAAGGAUCAAACAGUUCUCUGACAUUCGAUCGCAGAUCGAUAAGAUCCGCUUUGAGUUAAGCGAAUAUAAUGAUCAGGGUGAUAACGAGAGCAGUCUUGCUGAGGAUCAACAUGACUUGUCAACAAGGAAGCUCAACAGUUACCAAGCACAGCUUCGUGCCCUUCAGAAAGAUAAGUCUGAGCGCCUUCGCAAGGUUCUGGAGUAUAUAAAUGAAGUGCACUCUUUAUGUAUAGUCCUUGGAAUCAAUUUUGGAACUACUGUAAAUGAAAUUCAUCCUAGUUUACAUCAGAAUGGUGUUGAGCAAUCCAGAAACAUCAGCGAUAGCACACUGGAUGGCCUUGCUAGUACUAUAUCCAAGCUAAAAGCAGAACGGAAGUCUCGAAUCCAGAAGAUGAGAGAGACGAUGGAAUCACUGUGCCAACUCUGGAAGCUUAUGGACUCGCCUGAGGAAGAGAAGCGGCAAUUUAGCAAAGUAAUGAGCGUUCUCAUAUUACCAGAGGAGGGAAUCACAUCAUCUGGCGUUCUCUCCCAGGAAAUAAUCGAUAAGAUGGAAGCUGAAGUUGAGAGGUUAACAAAACUAAAAACCAGCAGACUGAAGGAUAUUGUCAUGAAAAGGAGGAGAGAAUUAGAAGAGAUCUGCCAAAAUGCACACAUAGAACCUGAUGUCAGCACGGCCCCUGAACAAACUGAUGCUCUGAUCGAUUCUGGCCUCAUCGACCCCUCUGAGCUCCUGGCAAAUAUUGAGUCACAGAUAUUAAAAGCAAAAGAAGAGUCCCUUAGCCGAAAAGAUAUAAUGGACAGGAUAAAUAAGUGGAUCGCUGCUUGUGAUGAAGAGGCUUGGCUUGAAGAAUAUAACCAGGACCCAAAGCGGUAUAGUGCUGGAAGGGGUGCUCACAUAAACCUUAAGCGGGCCGAAAAGGCACGGAUUUUGGUCACAAAAAUCCCAAGUAUGGUGGACAACCUGAUAAACCGGACCUUUGCUUGGGAAAACGCAAGAAAUAAACCCUUUCUCUAUGAUGGGGGGCGCCUAAUAUCUGUUCUUGAAGAGUACAGACUUAGCCGGCAACAGAAAGAAGAGGAAAAACGACGAUACCGGGACCAGAAGAAGUUGGAGAGCAUCCUACUCGCAGAGAAAGAAGCGAUUUUUGGCUCUAAACCAACCCCAAAGAGGACGAGCAGCUUAAAUAGGAAGACAAAUGGGUACCGGCCAAAUGGAAACGCUAAUGGACUCAAGACUCCAACUCCUCGGCGAUCAUCUCUUGGCAGUGCUACUCCUGAGCUUCUGACGCCCAGAUCGUACUCUGGCCACAAUAGAUACUUUGGUGAUUUGAGGCGGCUAUCAACUUCUCAUCUGAACUUCGGUGAUGAUUCGCUGUCAACAUUUACAUCCAUCAGUGGCUCUGAACCGGAAUCCCCUUCUCUUGGAUGAACUCCAUACUGCUGGAUGAUUGGAUGAUCUGAUUAGCCAAGUAUUGAGUAUUGUAAAUGGAGAGCACUAUAGUAUGUACAUUCCUGAUGUUAUAUAUCUAGCUCGGAUUUGACUACUAAGUAUUGGGUUGGUAGACUUGGUUUGGGUUGGGUUUGGAGUUGAAUUGUUUCAAGCCGUUGGCUCUGUAGAUUGACGAUUAGGCGAAAGAUGUAGGGAGUGAUUUGGAUUUGGGCAGUCAGCCCAGCUGUAACAUAUCAUAACUUAUGCGAUUGGCUUGUGUGCUGCAGCCUUGACCAAGGGCUAUGAAAAAUCUAUGUACAGAUUCUAGUGCUCCAGUA